This is a messenger RNA of Carica papaya (papaya), 1445 nucleotides long. Its product is annotated as metal tolerance protein 9-like. Gene Ontology annotation, molecular function: monoatomic cation transmembrane transporter activity. Gene Ontology annotation, biological process: monoatomic cation transport; transmembrane transport. NCBI's taxonomy places the organism in Eukaryota, Viridiplantae, Streptophyta, Magnoliopsida, Brassicales, Caricaceae. Gene Ontology annotation, cellular component: membrane. The record is from RefSeq and is a predicted model, not a curated record.
CUUCUAACAUGGAAAGGAAGACUUCCGACCGCAUUCAUCACAAUGAGGAGCUUCUGCUGGAAGACCAAACGACGCCCUCUUCCUCCUCUUCAUGGCGUCUUAGAGUCGACAGCUUCCGUCUUCCCUCUCAGUCCGAUAGGCAUGUUGAUAGUCGUGCUACAUUCUCUCGUCUUCUCUGCACUCCAAAGAAACAAAAUAAGGUUCUUGAGUAUUAUAAGAAGCAAGAAAGACUCCUUGAAGCGUUUAAUGAGAUGGAAGCCAUCAACGAAACUGGUGGUAUACCAGGAAGCUUAACAGAGGAUGAAAUGAAGCAACUUGCAAGGAGUGAGAGAAUGGCAGUUAAUGUAUCAAAUAUGGCAAAUCUGCUGCUUUUUGCUGCGAAGGUUUAUGCUUCAAUUGAGAGUAGAUCCUUGGCUGUUAUUGCUUCAACCAUGGACUCUCUCUUGGACCUCUUAUCAGGUUUCAUCUUGUGGUUCACAGCUCACGCCAUGAAGAACCCAAAUCAUUAUUAUUAUCCGAUUGGUAAAAAGCGGAUGCAACCAGUGGGUAUAAUUGUCUUUGCAUCAGUGAUGGCAACUCUUGGACUCCAAAUACUGCUCGAGUCUGUCAGACAGCUAAUUUCAAAUACUGGACUUCACAUGAGCAGCCGUGAGGAAAAAUGGAUGAUUGGAAUCAUGGUUUCUGUUACUAUUGUGAAGUUUUGCCUUAUGGUUUACUGUCAAAGAUUCAGAAAUGAAAUUGUUAAAGCCUAUGCUCAAGAUCACUUCUUCGAUGUUAUUACUAAUUCAGUUGGGUUAGUAACAGCUGUUUUGGCCGUCAAGUUUUCCCGGUGGAUCGACCCUACUGGUGCUAUUAUUAUAGCAGUAUAUACAAUGAGUACAUGGGCAAGGACUGUGCUCGAGAAUGUAAGGUCACUGAUUGGAAGAACAGCUCCACCGGAUUUUCUAAAUAAGUUAACAUAUCUGAUAUGGAACCACCAUCAAGAGAUCAAGCAUAUCGACACAGUGAGAGGCUACACUUUUGGAUCUUAUUACUUUGUGGAGGUUGACAUAGUUUUACCAGAAGAUAUGCCUCUGCAUAAAGCACAUAAUAUUGGGGAGACACUUCAAGAGAAGCUCGAACAACUUCCUGAAGUUGAAAGAGCUUUCGUACAUAUCGAUUUUGAGUUCACACAUAGGCCUGAACACAAGAGCAAGGUAUAGCUAUAGCUUUUCGUCGUAUCAAUAAGCCACUUGACUUCUCUUUCUAUGUCUUUGCAAAAGUACAUUGUCAUGUUUGCUGAGUAAUAUAAAGGAUGGACGUCGACAUAAAUAUGGUCCUUCUCCCUCCCUGGGUUACACAACCAAAUGUGGUUGUAUUAUACAUGUCGGGUAUGUAUUAAAAUUAAAGGAAAAUCUGUUGUAUUAUGUAUUUGUAUUAUGAUAUGUUUUUUUUUUUUUUUUUGU